AUGGGCUCCUGGGCCUCACAGCAGCAGGCUUCCCCACCUACCGCUGGGCUCCUGGGCCUCACAGCAACAAGCUUCCCCACCUACCGCUGGGAUGGGCUCCUGGGCCUCACAGCACUAGGCUUCCCCACCUACCACUGGGAUGGGCUCCUGGGCCUCACAGCAACAGGCUUCCCCACCUACCACUGGGAUGGGCUCCUGGGCCUCACAGCAGCAGGCUUCCCCACCUACCGCUGGGAUGGGCUCCUGGGCCUCACAGCAGUAGGGUCUCCCACCUACAGCUGGGAUCGGCUCCUGGGCCUCACAGCAGUAGGGUCUCCCACCUACCGCUGGGAUGGGCUCCUGGGCCUCACAGCAGCAGGCUUCCCCACCUACCGCUGGGAUGGGCUCCUGGGCCUCACAGCAGUAGGAUCUCCCACCUACCGCUGGGAUCGGCUCCUGGGCCUCACAGCAUACUGGCCAUUUUCUGCUUCCGAUCUUUACAAUUGGAAAACCCAUAACCCCUCUUUCUCUCAGGACCCCCAGGCUCUGACUGGGCUGGUCGAGUCAAUUUUAUUGACUCAUCAGCCCACCUGGGAUGAUUGUCAGCAGCUUCUGCAGACCCUCCUCACUACUGAGGAAAAGCAGCGUGUCUACCUUGAGGCACGGAAAAACGUCCCUGGAGCAGAUGGCCGACCGACCCUACUGCCAAACGAAAUCGAGGAGGCGUUUCCCUCAACCCGUCCUGAUUGGGACUACACCACCGUUGCUGGUAGGGAGCAACUUCGUCUUUACCGCCAGAUUCUCCUUGCGGGUCUCAGAGGGGCUGGAAAGCGCCCCACCAAUUUGGCCAAGGUACGUGCAGUAGUACAGGGGGCUGAGGAAACGCCGGCAGGCUUCCUAGAAAGAUUAAUGGAAGCCUACCGUAUGUACACCCCGUUUGACCCCCUGGCAGAGGACCGGCAGGGAGAUGUAAUCAUGUCCUUUAUAGGACAGUCAGCGCCGGACAUCCGCAAUAAAUUGCAGCGGCUAGAGGGGCUUCAGGGGUAUACUAUACAAGAUUUAAUGAAGGAGGCAGAAAAGAUUUACAACAAAAGGGAGACCCGAGAGGAGAAGGAGGAAAGGAUCCGCAAGGAGCAGGAGGAAAGGGAAGACAAAAGAGACAAAAGACGUAAUCGAGAGCUUAGUAGAAUUUUGGCCACCGUAGUGCAGGAUACAGAAAGGAGUAGACCAGGACAGAAUAGGGACUUGGGAGACAAACGAAAGCCUCGGGUGGAAAGAGAUCAAUGUGCCUAUUGUAAAGAAAGAGGACACUGGGUCAAAGACUGCCCGAAGAAAACACAGGGACCAAAGAAGAGACCAGUUCCAAUCCUGUCCCUGGAAGAAGACGACUAGGUGAGUCAGGGCCAGGAGCCCCCCCCUGAGCCCAGGAUAACCCUUGAAGUGGGGGGCAGACCGGUAACCUUCCUGAUUGACACGGGAGCCCAGCACUCGGUACUGACUUCAGAAAAAGGGCCUUUAAGCUCCAAGACUUCCUGGGUUCAGGGGGCAACUGGAGGGAAGUUAUAUCGCUGGACAACCAAUCGAGAGGUCCAGUUAAGUACAGGACUUGUGACACACUCGUUCUUACUAGUGCCAGACUGCCCCUACCCCCUCCUGGGCAGGGACCUACUCUCGAAGGUAGGAGCCCAAAUUCACUUCCAUGAGAAAGGAGCUACCAUCACAGACUCAGGAGGGCGGCCCCUCCAGGUAUUAACACUACGCUUGGAGGACGAACACCGAUUAUUCGAGAGGCCCUCGUCCACCAUGGCUCCCAUGGACCCCAAGUGGCUCACAGAUUUUCCUCAGGCCUGGGCAGAGACUGCGGGAAUAGGGCUGGCCGUCAACCGGCCUCCCUUGAUCAUAGAUCUGAAGCCCACGGCCAUUCCCGUGUCAGUUCGUCAAUAUCCGAUGGGCAAGGAAGCUAAGGAAGGUAUCCGGCCACAUAUCCAGAGACUGUUACACCUAGGCAUUUUAAAACCUUGUCGUUCACCUUGGAACACCCCCCUACUACCAGUAAAGAAGCCUGGUACGGGUGACUACCGCCCGGUACAGGACUUGCGGGAGGUUAAUAGGAGAACGGAGGAUAUGCAUCCCACAGUGCCCAACCCCUACAAUCUGCUAAGUACCUUGCCUCCGACCCACGUAUGGUACACUGUGUUAGAUCUAAAAGAUGCAUUCUUUUGUUUAAGACUGAGCCCUCAGAGCCAAUCCAUCUUUGCUUUUGAGUGGAAAGACCCAGAGACCGGGUUUUCAGGACAACUCACCUGGACAAGGUUGCCCCAAGGAUUUAAAAACUCGCCUACCUUGUUUGACGAAGCUCUGCACCUAGAUUUGGCCGACUUCCGAGUUAACCAUCCGGACCUGGUCCUCCUGCAAUAUGUGGACGACCUCCUCCUUGCCGCUGAAACUGAGCAGGACUGCCUAAAAGGUACCGGGGCCCUGCUACAGAGACUGGGGGAAUUGGGCUAUCGAGCCUCCGCGAAAAAGGCCCAAAUAUGUCAGAAACAGGUGGCCUACCUAGGCUACCUCCUAGAAGGAGGGCAACGGUGGCUGACAGAGAGCCGAAAAAGGGUGGUUGCUCUAAUUCCACCCCCCACCGAUGCCAGAAAGAUGCGGGAAUUCCUCGGGAGUGCGGGAUUCUGCCGCCUUUGGAUUCCUGGGUUUGCGGAGCUGGCAGCCCCAUUGUACCCCCUCACGAAGUCCAAUGCUCCCUUUCAAUGGAGAGAAGAGCAACAGCGGGCGUUUGACAACAUAAAAAAGGCCCUAUUGUCAGCCCCAGCCCUGAGCCUCCCAGAUAUGACCAAGCCCUUCACAUUAUACGUGGAUGAGAAUAAGGGAGUGGCGAAGGGAGUGCUAACACAAAUGCUUGGACCCUGGAAAAAGCCGGUGGCAUACUUUUCAAAAAAGCUAGACAAUGUAGCGGCCGGCUGGCCUCCGUGCCUCCGCAUGAUAGCGGCCGUGGCAGUUCUGGUGAAAGACUCGGAUAAAUUGACUCUAGGCCAACCUCUCACCAUAGUGGCACCUCAUGCUGUGGAGACAGUUAUCCGCCAGCCACCAGAUCGGUGGCUCUCAAAUGCUCGGAUAACUCAUUACCAGACUAUGUUAUUAAACUCAGAGCGGGUCCGGUUUGGGACUGCCACCUCCUUAAACCCGGCCACCCUGCUCCCGGAACUGGGGCCCCAGGCCCAGGUAAUCCAUAACUGUCAUCAAAUCCUGGCUGAGGCCCACGGCACCCGAAAAGACCUAACCGACCAGCCUCUGCCGGAUGCCGAAAUGACCUGGUUCACGGAUGGGAGCAGCUUUCUACAGAACGGUGAGCGGAGGGCUGGGGCAGCGGUGGUGGAUGGAAAAACUGUUAUCUGGUCAAGUGCCUUAAAGCCUGGAACUUCUGCUCAAAAAGCCGAGCUCAUAGCCUUAACUCAAGCUUUAAAACUGGCACAAGACAAAAAGGUCAACAUUUACACAGACAGUCGGUAUGCUUUCGCCACUGCCCAUGUACAUGGGGAGAUAUACCGGCUAAGGGGCCUCUUAACCUCAGCAGGCAAGGACAUUAAAAAUAAGCAGGAAAUCCUAGAUCUUCUACAGGCCCUGUUCCUGCCCAAAAUGUUGAGUAUAAUUCAUUGCCCCGGGCACCAACGAGGAGACGACCCCGUAGCAAGGGGAAACAGGAUGGCAGACGAGGCCGCUAGGGCGGCAGCCCUGAGCCAACAGGUGCUCCCGUUAAAGACAAUUGAGCCCACCCAAGUAUCGAGGGAACCACCUUUCCUCUAUUCGGACCAAGACUUAGAUACGAUCCAGCGCCUCCAUCAAUGGACUCAUUUGGGACACAAAAAGCUAAAAGCAGCCUUACAGGAAGAUAGGCAGUCUUAUUACAUCCCCGGACUUGACUCUUUAGUCCAGCAGGUGACUGAAUCCUGUGUUCCGUGUGCCAAGGUAAAUGCCAGACACCUCAAGCUCCCGGAGGGAGCUAGGGUAAGAGGAGACCGACCAGGAAUCAACUGGGAGGUCGAUUUCACUGAGAUAAGGCCGGGCAGUUAUGGGAAUAAGUAUCUUCUAGUUUUUGUAGACACCUUCUCCGGAUGGACUGAGGCAUUCCCCACAAAACGGGAAACCGCCCAGGUGGUCGUCAAGAAGAUCAUAGAGGAGAUCUUCCCCCGGUUCGGCUUGCCUAAGGUAAUCGGGUCCGACAAUGGCCCAGCGUUUGUCUCCCAGGUAAGUCAGUUGGUGGCCAAAGCAUUAGGCAUAAAUUGGAAAUUGCACUGUGCCUAUAGACCCCAAAGUUCAGGACAGGUAGAAAGAAUGAACAGAACAAUUAAAGAGACCUUGACCAAAUUAGCGUUGGAGACUGGUGUUAAAGACUGGGUCCAACUCCUCCCUAUGGUGUUGUUCCGGGUCCGAAACACGCCCUCUCAUUGCGGGCUGACACCAUACGAAAUCCUUUAUGGAGGGCCCCCACCAGUAGCAGGCUUGCUUGACCUUGCCAGUGACUCUGUUGCCGAUGCCCCUAAGUUACAGGCCCGGUUGAGAGCACUCCAGAUCAUCCAGAACCAGGUCUGGAAACCUCUUGCAGCAGCCUACCAACCCAAGACGACAACCAUUCCACAUCCUUUCCAAAUCGGUGAUGCUGUGUAUGUCCGAAGGCACCAAUCUAAGACUCUAGAGCCCCGGUGGAAAGGCCCCUUCACUGUGCUGUUGACAACUCCCACCGCUCUCAAGGUCGACGGAAUCGCUGCUUGGGUCCACGCCUCACACGUGAAGCGAGCACCACCUCCCCAGGGCCCCGAGGAUCCGGACAGACCAGCCAAAUGGAAGCUCCAGCGCACUCAGAACCCACUCAAGCUAAGACUUUCAAAAACUGUUUAAUAUUUGUGAUGUUCCUGGCCUUUCCCCAUUGUUUUUCCAAUCCCCAUGCUCCACAAUUGUUAACGUGGAACCCAACCCAGUCCAGCAAGAACAGAGUUCCCUCCCUCCAGUGAGGCAGGCUCUCCCCAGGCCGGUCCAAUAGAUUUUAGGAUUAAAAUCUUUGCAAAAAGAAAAGGAGGGAAUGAAGGACCCUUAUGGGGGAGAGGGACAAGAAACUAGGCCUGGGCAGAUAUCAGGGGCUUCUUAAGAGGUUAGAUGUUCCCCAGAGUCCAGCGGGCAGGACGUUCUCUGGGAAGGAAAAGUCAAUCCCCUUCAGAGAACCUCUAGGCAUGCCCAGAGCAGAGCUGCCACUCUCCUCAGCACUCUCCUCAGCACGUUCCC
This is a messenger RNA of Lepus europaeus (European hare), 5262 nucleotides long. RefSeq lists its product as uncharacterized. Gene Ontology annotation, molecular function: RNA-DNA hybrid ribonuclease activity; zinc ion binding; nucleic acid binding. Gene Ontology annotation, biological process: virion assembly; proteolysis; DNA integration. NCBI's taxonomy places the organism in Eukaryota, Metazoa, Chordata, Mammalia, Lagomorpha, Leporidae. The record is from RefSeq and is a predicted model, not a curated record. The transcript is spliced from 3 exons.